AUGAGCCUGAAUUGGGUGUCCCCUUCUGACCUCCGCCCAGGCCACGGUACGGGUCACCGCCAUCGCGUGCUGAAGUGGGACAAGUCCACCUUCACUCCCCAUUUCCGGAAGUUGGUUGUCCCAGCGGAGUCACCUGACAAGAAGUUCGUCUUGCUUGUUGGUGACUCCCACCUUCGGCCCAUCGCGGACGGGUUGGUGGGACUGCCGGACCGACGUCUGUCCUGUGGCGUCCUGUCUGUCCCUGGGGCGUCGGCACUUGAGUUGCGUACUGAGGUGCUGAAUGCUGUACUGCCUCGCUCACCCGCGGCAGUCUGCAUUUUGGCACCCAGUAACGACUUGAGUGCCAGCGGGACCGUCACUCAGGCAGGGGUCGCGUUUGGUAAGCUCCUGCUGACUGCCUGUGCUGCCUGGCCCAACGUGUGUGUUUUGGACUUCCCUCGCCGUCUCACCGUAGACCUGGACCUGCAGGAGCUUCUGAGCCAGGAAUACCACCGUGUGGCUGCACGUAUGGGUGUCAGGUACGUCUCUGCCACCCACUACUUUCCGCUGACACAACUUGACCUGUGGUGUCCUGACGGUGUCCAUCUCAGCAAGGAGGGCGGGAUGGAGAGGCUUGCGGAGUUGCUGUGGUGGACCCUCCACCACCAGCUGGAGCCCACAGUCCCGAGGGUCCAGACGCCUCCGAGGACGUCGCCUCCUGCCAGACACGUGUCGUCCCGAGGGCCCAGACUUCUCCCAGGACUUCGCCUCCUGCCAGACGUGUCGUCCCGAGGGCCCAGACUUCUCCCAGGACGUCGCCUCCUGCCAGACGUGUCUCACCAAAAGUGGUUGUGA
This is a messenger RNA of Cololabis saira (Pacific saury), 834 nucleotides long. RefSeq lists its product as uncharacterized. The coding region runs from base 1 to 834 and encodes 277 amino acids. NCBI's taxonomy places the organism in Eukaryota, Metazoa, Chordata, Actinopteri, Beloniformes, Belonidae. The record is from RefSeq and is a predicted model, not a curated record. The transcript has 8 exons.